Haliotis rubra (blacklip abalone) is the source of this 2004-nucleotide messenger RNA. RefSeq names its product zinc finger CCCH domain-containing protein 15-like. Gene Ontology annotation, cellular component: cytosol. The transcript is spliced from 12 exons. Lineage: Eukaryota; Metazoa; Mollusca; Gastropoda; Lepetellida; Haliotidae. The record is from RefSeq and is a predicted model, not a curated record. Gene Ontology annotation, molecular function: metal ion binding; mRNA binding. Gene Ontology annotation, biological process: cytoplasmic translation. The coding region runs from base 112 to 1560 and encodes 482 amino acids.
AAGAUUAGCUUUACCUGUCGGCCAUUGCUGCCUGGUGGCGCAACAGCGUGGUGAAUAUUUCUGACAUAUAUUUAACACAUUUGUGAGUAAGUAAACCACACACCUGCCAAGAUGCCGCCGAAGAAGAAAGCAGAAGGUCCAAGCAAAAAAACUGAACAGAAAAAGAAAGAAAAAGUUAUAGAGGAUAAAACCUUUGGGUUGAAGAACAAGAAAGGAGCAAAGCAGCAGAGGUUUAUUACACAAGUAGAAAAACAAGUGAAGUUUGGCAACCAGAAGUCCAGCAAGGCACAAUCUCAGUUGGAAACUGAUCGUAACAAGAAGAAAGAUGACAAAAAGAAGGAACUGGAUGAACUGAAUGCUCUAUUUAGACCUGUAGCUCAAACAGUCAAUCGAGGUGUGGACCCUAAGUCUGUGCUGUGUGCCUUUUUCAAGCAGGGACAGUGCGGAAAGGGAGACAAGUGCAAGUUCUCCCAUGACCUCAACAUCAAUCGAAAGGGAGAGAAGAGAAAUCUAUACGAAGAUGUUCGGGCUGAAGAGGACACCAUGGCUGACUGGGAUGAAGCCAAACUGGAAGAAGUUAUCAACAAAAAACACGGAAAGGAAUCCCAAAACAAAACUACUAUUAUAUGCAAGUUCUUCCUGGAGGCUGUGGAAAACAGCAAAUACGGCUGGUUCUGGACCUGUCCCAACGGUGGAGACAACUGCAUGUACCGUCAUGCUCUACCCCCAGGUUUUGUGUUAAAGAAAGACCAGAAAAAGGAGGAAAAGAAGGAGAAAAUUACGAUAGAGGAGCUCGUCGAGAAAGAGCGAGCAGCCCUGGGCCACAACACAACCAAAGUUACAUUAGAAACUUUCCUUAAAUGGAAGGAGAGGAAGAGAAGAGAAAAGGUGGCCAUCUUGGAAGCCGAUCAGGAUAAGAAGAAGACUGAUUUCAAACAGGGAAAACUGUUUGGGAUCUCAGGUCGUCAGAUGUUUGAAUUCAAUCCUGACCUUGUCCAUGAGGAUGAUGACGAUGCAGGUGAUGGGGUGUUGAUACGAGAAAAUAAUGAGGAAGAGGAGGUCCCAGUGGUAGAUUUGGACGAUGGUAAUGUCACAGCUAUGGCCAAGGAGGCUGAUGGGACCGGCACGCAGAUGACUGAACAACAGCAGAAUGCUCGCAUUCAACAAAUACAGGAAGAUGCCAAAAACACUGUGGAAGAAGAAGAGGGCAAAAAGCUUGAUAUUGCUGGCGCACUACCAGAGGAAAACGGAGGUAGUGGUGAUAAUGAGACAUCAAGUACUGAUGCUGCAAUAGCUGCUGCUGUGGCAGCAACAGUCAAUGGAGAAAUAGCAGACGUACCAAUUGAUGAAGAUUUAUUUGCUGGAGAUGAUAUAGAUGCUCUAGACGAAGAUUUGGACACCUUUAGAUUUGAGCGAUUAAAUAAGACCAAAACGUUUACCUGGACAAAUGAGAAUGUGUUACUGGUCAGUGAAGAGGAAGGAAAUAUGGACCUCAGUUUCAAUUUGAAGAUUUUUCCAAACAUUUCUGAGGCUCAUUAUUUGGAAAAAAAAUCUGAGUAGAGAUGCCUUGAUUGACAACUUGUUGACCUUAUAAGGCAUUGUUCACAACAAGCUAGUUCUUCAGACUUGUACAUAGCAUGUUGAAGAGAUUUAUGAAAUGGUUUCAAGGCAGUCUGAUCUCAACAUUUUAUAUUAUUAACAUCUUCAAAACUUUUGAGCUUGUUAAUUAUGGUAUGAUGAAUAUUUGAUAUGUUAAAAUGAAAGUUUCAGUUUGAAAGUAAUAUCAUCAGAAUGUUUGAUUUAAUGGUUUUGUAAAUACAUUUUGUAAAGAUCCUAGUUUUACAAAUACUCAGUGAUAGGAUCGUCUUACAUUCAGACUGCCAGUGAUUUAUAUGAUGUGUUUGAUUGGAAAGUUCAUUCUUCGAUUCGGCAAAUACUUUUAGCAUGUGCGCAUGAGUGCUACAGAUAAUACAUUUUCUGUGUUGAAUAAAAUGUCCAUGGAAA